This is a messenger RNA of Gongylonema pulchrum, 1905 nucleotides long. Lineage: Eukaryota; Metazoa; Nematoda; Chromadorea; Rhabditida; Gongylonematidae. The record is from the annotation of a GenBank genome assembly.
AUGCAGCUAGGAGAAGGAAUAAUUGGUUUUGAAGGGCAUCGUAAUGGUCAAUGGUGUACGGCUAGCCGUAAACGGCAGCUUCCAAAUCAGCUCUGGUGCGGGCAUACGGACUGGAAGAUGGACAUGGAGGAAAGCGAUGAUAGUAACUGUUUGGAGAUCGGGAGCAGCACGACGAACGGCAAACUUCCAGGAUCUGGGAAUGGUGCACUGGACGAGGAUAAGUUGGAGACCGCAGGAGGUGUGUCCAAAGCAAACUGUGAAAACUCAGUGGAUACUCGCAGAAACAAAAAACAGCGAGAAGCAAGACGCGUGCGGUUUCGUUCAGAUCCGAGUGUAUGCGAAAUCACUCCUCGUCCCGAGAAAAUACCUGGUGUCGUGAGAAUGCCGGACGACUAUGGACUUUCGAGUGAUGAGACCACCGAAUUAUCCGGAUCUUUCACUAUGGAUUCGGACUGCGCUGAAGAAGAACUGGCUACAGUGAAAGAAAAUCGAGAAAAUGGUCCUGGAUAUGCUGCUGUUCAAAUAAAUAAUGAGAAAAAUAAGUCAUUGAUGACGUCAGACUCAUAUUCGAGCUAUAUCGUUGGGCAAGACAUUAAUUCAGGGACUACUAGCAUUAUUGGUGAUUCGUUAAGUGCUGGAGAUUCUGUAAAGCUCGCACACUCGCUAAUUAAUGAGAAUCCGUCGGAUGAGAAAGCAGAUGUCCAUACGCCAGCGAUUUCAUCUCCAUCGCAAACAUCGCCUAAAAUCAAAAAUAGUCGGCAAAAGAAGAAGCGCAGAAUCAGUACCAUUUGGGUGCGUGGUGACCGUUUAAGACAAAUCAGCCCAAAGUCUUAUAAUCAGGGGAAAUGCGGAAUGAGCGAUGACGAUAGUUUCCAAGCAGUUAUCAGUUUCCCUGAGGAGGGCGAAGAAUGUAUUGAAGGAGCAUCGGCUAUUGAGAAAAAUGGAGUAUGUGGUUUAGAAACGACGGCUGCCGAAGAAAAUAGAGCACGUAGUGGACAAACACCGGUUGUUGAAGGAAGUGAAGCACGUGAUGCAGAAAUGCUGGUCGUUGAGGAAAGCAGGGAAAAUAGUGGACAAACACUGGUUGUUGGAAAAAGUGAAGCACGAGGUGCAGAAAUGCCGUUUUUUGAGGAUAACGGAGCAUGUAGUGAGCAAAUGCUGGUUGACGAGGAAAGAAGACUAACGCUGAUUUCUGAGCAAGAAGAGACACGUAGCAUGGAAACGCCGAUUACUGAUCUCUGUGGAACGGGCACCAAAAUUUCACGUUCAAAAAUAAUUGCAAGGAUAAAAAAGUGGCUAGAAAGUAUGCCAGAAAUGAUGGAUGAUGUGGAUACGCUGGACGAGACGCUUGAGACAGAGCUGGAGCAGCAGCAGCAGCAGCAAGCACCAGUCCAAGAACAGACUUCGGUUGCAGAGGAAAUAAAAAAAGCAAAGAUUGUUCGACGUCGAACAAUGACUCCAUUGGAAAUAAAAGAAAAUAUUGCCAAUCGCCGCCGGACAACAACUUCCUGGGAUAUAGGAGAAAGUAUGGCCGAUAGACGCUGUAGAAUGAGUUCAGUGGAAAUAACAAAAACAAGGAAAAAUCGCCGUCGGACAAUGGCAGCAGUCGAAAUAAAAAAAAUGACUCAGACUUCGGUUAUUUUACUAGAAUGCGAGCUUGCGGUAUCUGCAUUUAGACAGUUCCUCUUAUCCGCAGCCGCUUAUUUUCGCUAUUUUUCCAACUCGCUUCUACGAUGGUCAAUCCGAUCAUUCAUCUCGUUAGUUCAAGUUACGGGGAGCGCGUUGAUCUCAUUUAGAAUGGGUAACAUACGCAUCCUGUUGUCUCGGAUAGUGCAUGAAAGCUGCAACUCAUUAUGCAAGUUGCUGCAUUAUAACAAAAUACGUAUGUAUUAUGCACAUUGUUGA